Blastocystis hominis is the source of this 1527-nucleotide messenger RNA. RefSeq lists its product as hypothetical. The transcript has a single exon. The coding region runs from base 1 to 1527 and encodes 508 amino acids. The record is from RefSeq and is a predicted model, not a curated record. Lineage: Eukaryota; Bigyra; Opalinata; Blastocystidae.
AUGUACACUUCUUUGUGUCCUAUGCUAGGCUUUGCCUUUUCCAUUCAACCUGGCACGGGUGUGAGCGAAGAGAAAACGGAACCAAGGUCACUCAGUCUUAGUGAUCAGCAAAAUGACACAGAUCCUAAGCAACCAGUACAAAUUGCACCACAACCAGCACAAAUUGCACCACAACCCCAUUGCAAUCAGUCCCUUCAGGAAACAAAGAAGGGUUCUCUUGUGAGACCGGCAUCAUUUCGGCGAUCUACACAACUGAAACCGAACGAUGCUCCAUCGAAAGGGGAUCCAUUCGUUUGUACGGACAAUUCUUCGCUUCCUACAAUGACUGGAAUGGUGUUGCCCCAAGCUGGUAUUCCGAUUCAGCCCGAGAAUCCAUUGUUACCUAGCGUGCAUGAUGAUGGUGAUGAGAGUAAGUCAAGUACGGAUAAACAGCCAGUGACGAAUGCUUCCACUGAAAGCCUGCCUGUUGUGGAGGACGUUUCUGCGCUUCCUACGAUGAACGGAAUGGUGCUGCCUCAAGCGGAGAGCAUGAUUCAGCCAGAGAAUCAAUAUUUUUCAUUCAAACUUAAUGACGACAGUGACGACGACAGUGACGACGACAGUGAAAGCCAACAAAAUGCUGAUCAACAGCCAAUGGCCAAUCCAUCCCCUCAACCCUUGCCCGCCAUGGAGGACGUUUCUGCGCUUCCAACAAUGAACGGAAUGGUUUUGCCCCAGGCGGAGAGCAUGAUUCAGCCAGAGAACCAAUAUUUUUCAUUCAAACUUGACGACGACAGUGACGACGACAGUGAGCCAAGCACUCCUGACCAACCAGCGGCCGAUCCAUCCCCUCAACCCUUGCCCGUUAUGGAGGGCAUUUCCGUCCUCCCCUCCCUCACCCAAACCCACAUUCCCGGAAUGGGCGGCUCCGUCCUCCCCGCCGUCGUUCCGGCCCCCUCGCCCUACCCCCGCCCGGGCCUUCCUCUUCCCACCGCCCCGGUCAUGUCCGCGUCCAUUCUUCCCUCCACCCAGACCAACUCCUACCCCGAAACGCCCUCCAUGAACCGACCAGCGCCUCCCCCGCCCGCCACCGAGUCCAGCGCCGCCCUGCAAUCGACGCUGACCGAUCUGGACAUUCCGUAUCCCCACGUGGCCGAUGAGCUCGACAUUCCCUAUCCCCAUAUUGCGGAUCAGUUGAAGAACAGCGAGGCGAAGCCCAGCGAAGCCCCAGCAAUCAAUAACGGGUUUUCUUUCCCGAAUCCUCCUAUGCUCAAUCACACAAUGCAGCCAAAUAGAGGGAGCGCACAGCCUGGGACGAUUUCUGUGAUUUUGCCACCUUUGACGACGAUAAAUGAAAAUCAGGUCUCCACUCAAGACAAUCUACGUAUUCCUUCUUCGUCAUGUGGGAUUGGCAAUCAGCUGUUAGUUGUAGAUUAUAUGACGACGAGAAACGGAGACACAAUAGCAAGCUGUGUGAAUAGCCUAAAUUCUCUGAGAAGCAAGCUCAGUCAAAUAAACGUGGGUUUUUGUUUCUUAGUUGACGGUUAG